Messenger RNA from Aureobasidium uvarum, 234 nucleotides. The record is from the annotation of a GenBank genome assembly. Lineage: Eukaryota; Fungi; Ascomycota; Dothideomycetes; Dothideales; Saccotheciaceae.
AUGGAUCAUACUCAGACUCAACACGGUUCUCAACCCGACUCCAACCAAGCCCAUGCCUCUCGACCGAAGGCUUCAGUAGAUAUCGAGAAGCAAUGUGGUGUCCCUCUACCCAGCGGCGCUCAGUGCGCUCGCAGUCUGACUUGCACACGCCAUGGAUUUGCUGCAAAGCGCGCUGUGCCAGGCAGAAGCGCGCCCUUCGACCAGCUGCUCGCUGAGUAUCGGCGUGCGAGUUGA